GUCAUGUCGUUUUAACUUUCGUUUUCCAAAUAGUCGCCGAUGGACUGCGCCCUGGUAUAACCUUAAUAUGAUAGGAUCCGUCCAGCAAUAAUCGCUUAGUAUGGAGAGUCCUGAGGUCCAUAAAAAGGAAGUACAGUGCAUACUUUGUAAAAGACCCGAAGAGUCGCUUGAAACAGGACCUCUCUCGACCAAGGGCCCCGUGACUGCACAUCAAAACUGCCUGGAUGUGCAGCUGUACUCCUCUGGGAUUUACUGUGAGAACACCCCAGAGCAUGAUGAUCUGUUUGGGUUUUCUGUGAAGCACGUGCAGGAUGAGGCAAGGCGCGGGUACAAACUGAAAUGUGACGACUGUAAGAAGUCUGGAGCCACCGUUGGCUGUGAGGUAAAGCGAUGCACCAAGUCUUUCCACUUCCCGUGUGCUAUCGGUGCCGGAGCAGAAACUGUGGAAGACGAAGAGGGGAGAUACGCGGUGUAUUGCAAAAAACACAGGUCACAAAAUGAAGGAGGGGCCAAUGGAGUCUCCUCAGCAGAUUCCUCUGACUCCUCCACACGGCACUCGUCAAAGGUUUCUCGUCGUCACCAUGAAAGGAACAGAGGAACUAGUCAUUUGGAUAAUUCCAGAAAUGAUAUUGCAACUGAAAACCAUGAAACCCCCCGCCACAAACCCUUCAAUGGUGAUUCAAUUCCAGGACCGUCUACCAGUUCAGACAGUCGCAGACCUUUGAAGAGAGGAUUGAGUUACAAUUACAAUGAAAGAUCUGAGAGACCCCCCAAAAUGUUUGCCCCUAUAUCGGACUUGGACUCGGAGGACGAUGAGGAUAGCAGCCAAACAAACCAAAGACCAGGAGAUUUGAGUCAGCAGUUGAACAGAAAUGACAUGGAAACAGCUACUGCUUCCGUAUCAGAUCCGGCGACAAAUGGAGCCGGUUCUGAGGAGGAAGACGAUGGAACAUUGGUUGAUUCAAAAAGGAUAGGCUCGGUAGCAGAGCCGAUGCGCUUUGUGGUGCCUGUGAUGCUCUGUAACUGUUCUGAGACCACAGAGGAGGAUCCUGAUACUCAUACAUACCUCUCCUUCGACCACCACCCAGCUGAGCCUUCUGGCCCUGCUGAGCCUUCUGGCCCUGCUGCCCCUGCUGCCCCUGGCCCUGCCCCACCCUCCCCUAUGUCACCAGGAUCCCCUUCUUUACUUGAUCCCUGUUUUGGACCAAGCUCCCUUAUUGUAGCAGAUUCCCCCGUCGUACCGGGUUCCCCCGUCGUACCGGGUUCCCCCGUCGUACCGGGUUCCCCCGUCGUACCGGGUUCCCCCGUCGUAUCGGGUUCCCCCGUCGUACCGGGUUCCCCCGUCGUAACGGGUUCCCCCGUCGUAACGGGUUCCCCCGUCGUAUCGGGUUCCCCCGUCGUACCGGGUUCCCCCGUCGUACCGGGUUCCCCCGUCGUACCGGGUUCCCCCCAUAUACUAUGUUCCAUAAGUUCAAGAGAUGCAGCAGGCUUUCCUCGAAGCGGCCAUGCAACAGAAGCAUUGUCGUCUCCCCACCCCGCUACCCUCCCCUCCAGACCAUCUCCCAGGGGCCAGAUUCCUCCUCUUAGAAUACGGCUCACCUCCGCCCCAGGGCCCUCCUCCGUCCCAGGGCCCUCCUCCGUCCCAGGGCUCACCUCCGUCCCAGGGCCCUCCUCCGUCCCAGGGCCCUCCUCCGUCCCAGGGCUCACCUCCGCCCCAGGGCCCUCCUCCGUCCCAGGGCCCUCCUCUGUCCCAGGGCCCCCCAUCCCCCCAGGGCCCUCCUCCGCCCCAGGGCCCCCCAUCCCCCCAGGGCCCUCCUCCCCCCCUGGGACCUCCUCCCCCCCAGGGCCCCCCAUCCCCCCAGGGCCCCCCAUCCCCCCAGGGCCCUCCUCCACCCAAGGGCCUAGCCUUGACGCUGUGCUUUUCUGGAGGAACUGCAACGAGGCUGAGUACACGCAUACCAUCUUCUCACACCUGAAUGCCCAAAUGGAGAGCAUGGCCUCCAGGAUCCAGUCCGAGCAGGCCAGUGCGGAGGAGUGUGAGGUUGCACUGCAAGUGAUGAGGGUCUCUGGACAGCUCCCACAUUUACUGGAGGCCAAGGAAGCAGAAUUACAGGCGAAAAUAUUUCAACUGCAAAGAAAAGCCAACGCCAUGGGGAGAGCCAGCUCAGCUCUGAGGAAAUAGAACCUUUUCCUUUGAACUUUUACUCUGACCCUUUUCAUUCUCUUACCAUGGAUUUUACACACUUGCUGCACUUAUUUUAUGCAAAGUAAAAAAUGGGUUAUGUGAUGUGACAUAAGUAAGUAAUUGUUAUGCAAGUUCUUUUUCCCGUGUUGUAACUUGGAUCUCUUCCUAAAGGGAGUAGCCAAACGAUACUGUUAUCUUAAAAUCCACUCCCCUGAUUUCGACACUUUCAAGGAGGAGUGUUACGCGCACGUUCACAAUUUAAGGCUUUUACAAAAAUUUUAAAAAAUAAAUGAAAAAAAUAUAUUUUGUUAAUGGCCAAAAGGUGGCACUGUUCUGUUCGUUUAGGUAGCUUAUUUUAGGUUCAACAAUAAUGUUGUGCGCUAGAGGAACGGUAAUAAACGUUUCACAUUUUUUUUUCAAAAAUGUAUUAUUUCUUGUGUUCUCAAUGUACACAAAUUAUGUAUGGUAGAGAUAUUAAAAAUGAUUUAAUACUAUAUA
Messenger RNA from Gadus morhua (Atlantic cod), 2683 nucleotides. It is a transcript of the gene phf11, whose product is annotated as PHD finger protein 11. Gene Ontology annotation, cellular component: nucleus. Lineage: Eukaryota; Metazoa; Chordata; Actinopteri; Gadiformes; Gadidae. The transcript is spliced from 17 exons. The record is from RefSeq and is a predicted model, not a curated record. The coding region runs from base 101 to 2182 and encodes 693 amino acids.